This is a messenger RNA of Lepisosteus oculatus (spotted gar), 1003 nucleotides long. RefSeq names its product granzyme B-like. The record is from RefSeq and is a predicted model, not a curated record. Gene Ontology annotation, biological process: proteolysis. Gene Ontology annotation, molecular function: serine-type endopeptidase activity. Lineage: Eukaryota; Metazoa; Chordata; Actinopteri; Semionotiformes; Lepisosteidae.
AGGUGCCAAGGCUGCAGUUAAGUACACUGUUCUGCUGAAAAACCCGAGACCAGAGCCCAGCCUGCUUGUGUGAAGACAGCCAAGCCCAGACCCAGCUCUACAACUUGCACACCCAGCAUGGAGAUUCUCUACACACUUCUGGCUUUCGGUGUAACUUCUGCUCUUGCAGUGUUUUCUGGCGAAGUCGCCCAGCCUCACAGCAGACCCUACAUGGCCUAUGUGAUAAUAUCCAGAGCCGACCGUCACACUAGCUGUUUGGGCUUUCUGAUUCGGAAAGACUUCAUCCUGACUGCAGCAAGCUGUGGAGGAACCAAACUCACUGCACUCCUUGGGGCUCACAACAUCCUUCAAGAUGAGGAGACGCAGCAGGUCAUAGAUGUGGAGAAGUCCUUUCCUCACCCCCUUUACAACAACGGGACCUAUGACAUCAUGCUGCUGAAGCUGAAGAAGAAGGCCAGACUCGGGGAGACCGUGGACCUGAUUCCUGUGCCGUGGAGACGGGUGCCCCCCGGGACCGUGUGCUCGGUGGCGGGAUGGGGGGCUGUGGACAGGGAGGGGAGAAACAGCUCCCCCGAGCUCCGGGAGACGCAAGUGACGGUGCUGAGCGACGAGGAGUGCAGGAAAGAGUGGGAGGAGACCUUCGACGAGACCAAGAUCUGUGGAGGCAUCCCUGACCGUGGAAUCUGCAGGGGGGACUCUGGGGGACCCCUGGUCUGUGAAGGAAUGGCACAUGGCAUCAUUUCUCAGGGUAGCAUACCCUGUGAAGAGAAGCCCACCAUCUACACCAAGAUCUCCGUGUACGAGCCCUGGAUCAGAGAGACACUGGAGCAGAACUGAGCUUCCAUAUCGCAGCCCGUAUAUAAAACAACUGUUCGCGGGCCUGAGUGCCUGUCUGCAAAAUGGACCUUUAAACUCAAGCUGUAUUGCAGUGAAGCUGUGCUCAAUUAUUUUGUAACCUGUCCUGCUUGCUGAAUCUUUGCCAAAAUAUAUGGUCCCCAAGUCA